This is a messenger RNA of Penicillium malachiteum, 507 nucleotides long. RefSeq names its product putative membrane biogenesis protein (Yop1) (gene yop1). The record is from RefSeq and is a predicted model, not a curated record. NCBI's taxonomy places the organism in Eukaryota, Fungi, Ascomycota, Eurotiomycetes, Eurotiales, Aspergillaceae. The transcript is spliced from 5 exons. The coding region runs from base 1 to 507 and encodes 168 amino acids.
AUGGCUUCUUUCCAGGAUCGUGCCCAGCACGCUAUUGCCCAGCUCGACAAGGAGCUCUCUAAGUACCCUGUCCUGAACAACCUGGAGCGUCAGACCUCGGUCCCUAAGGUCUACGUCAUCCUGGGUCUGGUCGGUAUCUACUUCUUCCUUGUCUUCUUCAACAUCGCUGGCGAGUUCCUCGUCAACGUUGCCGGUUUCGUCCUCCCCGGUUACUACUCCCUCCAGGCUCUGUUCACCUCCGGCACUGCCGAUGACACUCAGUACUGGGUCGUUUUCGCUUUCCUGACCACCGUUGAGAGUGCCAUCAGCGCCGCCUACUGGUUCCCCUUCUACUACAUCUUCAAGUUCGUCCUCGUGCUCUGGAUGGCUCUUCCCCAGACCAACGGUGCCCAAAUUGUCUUCCACUCCUUCCUCCAGCCCCUGGUCGGUCGCUUCUUCUCCAGCACUGGCACCUCCGCCAACCUCCGUGCUCAGGCCGAGGCUGCUGCCAAGGCCCACUCUUCUUAA